This is a messenger RNA of Mercenaria mercenaria, 5986 nucleotides long. Its product is annotated as innexin unc-9-like. Bases 1796 to 3079 code for a protein of 427 amino acids. The record is from RefSeq and is a predicted model, not a curated record. The transcript is spliced from 4 exons. Lineage: Eukaryota; Metazoa; Mollusca; Bivalvia; Venerida; Veneridae.
UCAAGCGAAAAUUUUAUCGAUAGUAAACAAUCAACAUAACAUCAUCGCUUGAGAGAUAUCUAAAACUAUCUGCAAAAACGAGUCUCUGUAUGGGACAUUGACUUCAGUGAAACUGUUAUUGUAUUAAAACUCCUGAAUGGAUCAGUUUACUUUUUGCUUUUGUUUCUAACAAACGCUUAAACAUCUGGGAAAUAUAUUUAAAAGAAUCCGCUACAUUUACUCUAUAUGGGACAUUUACUCAAGCGAGAUACUAUUGCCGUUAUAACUAUUGAAUGGAUUAGUUUACAUUUUGUUUGUCCUUCGUCAGAGCUCAAAUAUCUGGAAAGAUACAUCAAUAAAAGUAGAAUUGCUAUAAAAUGAAUAGCUUUCAUAACGGGACGCUAGCGGUGGGGUUUUAUUUAUAAUGGGAUAUUCCAGCACGUGAGAACUACCGUAUAGAGUAUGAAACGAUCGAGAUCAUUAAAAGCUACCAAUACAUUGUUUUGAAUUUGAUCGCAAAGACGGGCGCAUGUGUCAUAACAAGGAUACGGUUAUGUGUGAUUUCUGUUUUGUGGCAGCGUGGUAUUAUAUGUAUUGAAUAUCAAUUAUCAAGAUAUUCAACCACAGCAAUUAUUAUUCGCUUUUCCUUUAUCUGAAUGUCCAAUUGCAGAGAUUAUCGACCUUAACGUUUUAUACUGGCAGGAAUAGACUGUGCACUUAUCUACGUAUUUAGUUAUGGAACUAGUCUAGAAUUACUAUUAGAGCAGAACCAGUCAAGCCUUAGUGAGAGGAAAAAAAAAUAAUACAGUGCACUCGUUUACAUGUGUGCGUAUGUGUUUUUAAAUCGGAGUGGCUCUUAACGUAUUUCAAAAAUAGAUUGUUUUACAAAGUUUGGAGAAUGAAGGAAGUUAUAGUUUCUUGCUCAAUUAUCGGGGAACCUAAAUAUAGUAACGAAACGGUUGAACGAAAGUCGCGGGUUUCUUUGCGUCCAUUUUUAUGGAUUUCUAAAUAGAUUAUUGAGAAAUAUAAAAAGUAUGCACCUGAAUGAAUUCAAUAUAAAGUUAUACUUCGUGUGAAAAAAUGUCCAUGAAUUUAAUUUCUGUUGAUAUAUUUUACUGGAAAUAAUUUUUAAGGCUCGCUCAUAUUACAUUUCUAUGAACUCACAACGUUCUUGACAUAUUAUUUAAUUUCCGGAUAAAAUGUUCAAUUUCAUUGAAUGUUUCUUUAAAUGGCUUGGAAUCUGUUGCAGAAGGUUUUAAAAUUGGAUUCAUAAAAUAGAAAUAUUGCAAAUUAAUAUCUUGUAAACACCUGCUAUAUAUGUAAGAGUUUAUAUGAAACAAUGUCCAGGAUAAUUAUAAGACAUAUUUCUUUCUUUGAAUAAAGGUGAAUAAAUAGAAAACGCAUUACCAGUUCAUUCUCGGCAAUACUGAAUAUUGUGAUUCUAAAACAAAAAAUUUUCAGAAGAGUGAUAUUUUCGAGAGGCAUUGUAUUGUUGUGAUGAGACAUUUUCCAUAGGUAUUCAGUUGUGUCGACAGCGAUAUUUUCCAUAGUGUUGACAGUCAUAUCUUUAUAAAGGGAUUGCAUGCUGCCGGGAUCUUUAGGAAUACAUUUAUGUAUGCUGUAUUUUGUUGUCCAAACUGGAACAUAUUGACUUUUAUUGUCAAUUUAUGAGAGUGCCUUAUUUGCACAGAACAUACCGACAGGCAUUCGCCUGUUUUGCAUUUUUUGUUUCUUCUGGACAUUCGACGAUCUACCGUAGUUGUUCGUAGUAAAAUAAAACCUUCUAGUUCUUCAUGCUAAUAGUGGACGGACUUGGAUGAAAUUUACUCCGAACUGGAAAGCGCUUAGAAAAAGACUCAGGGUCGAGCUUGACGAUAUGCACGAAUAUUCGAAGCUUGACAGUGUAUUGGGGAGUUUUGCGACUUACGCGCGGCUAAAGGGCCGAUACGAUGACGACUGGAUUGACCGCUUAAACCAUCUCUAUACGACAAUCAUAUUCAUCAUCUUCACUAUCGUGGUCAGUACGAAGCAGUAUGUGGGCGAACCCAUUCAUUGCUGGUGCCCGGCGGAGUUUACAGAUGCUAUGGUGGACUACACAAAUAACGUUUGCUGGGUGUCAAACACGUAUUUUGUGCAUUUCGAUAAUGAUAUACCCAAGUACGAUUACACGAAAAAAGAGACGGAAAUUGGUUACUACCAGUGGGUCCCGAUGAUUCUUCUCUUCCAGGCAUUGUUAUUUAAGAUACCGUGUAUAUUGUGGCGUAUACUAACAGCGUCGGCUGGAGUCAAUUUGGACAAAAUUGUCACAUUAGCGGCGGAGACCCAGUACAUCUCUCCGGAAGAGCGUGAGAGAACUAUUCGACAUAUCGUAAAAUACAUGGACCGUUGGCUUGAAAAUGCGCGGGAAUAUAGAUCAGGCUGCUUCAUUAGGUUGCGGCAGACGAUAUCAAAAUUUUGUUGUAUAGUUUGUGGCAAGCGUUAUGGAAACUACCUGGUGACUAUUUAUAUGUUUAUAAAAUUAUUGUAUAUGACCAACGCUGUUGGGCAAUUGUUUAUAUUAAAUGAAUUUCUCGGGACUAAUUAUAACGCGUAUGGAUUUGAGGUUAUGGGAAAACUUUCACGUGGAGAAGACUUUGAAGAAAGCCCACGUUUUCCCCGCGUGACAAUGUGUGAUUUUAGCAUACGUCAACUACGUAACGUUCAACAGUAUAGCGUACAAUGUGUACUACCUAUAAACCUAUUUAAUGAGAAAAUUUUCAUGUUUAUUUGGUUUUGGUUGGUGGCAGUGUCUGUUUUAAGCACUGCAAACUUUCUUAUAUGGGCCUAUAUAAUGAUAUUCAGACAGCACCGAAUUCGCUAUAUGAAGAAAUUCUUGCGAGUCAAUGACUGUUAUAAGUCGGAACUUGACAAGAAAAUGGCUGUGAAAUUUUGUGAACAGUAUCUACGCCAAGACGGAAUAUUCGUCCUAAGACUUGUGGGUAAAAAUGCAAAUGACGUUUUAGUGUCAGAGUUAAUUGUCCAAUUAUGGCACUAUUACCGGAAUAAACCUUUAUUCAAACACGCAACAAACCAAAUAUCAGACGACAAUUCGAACGUCUGACUAACCGUUCGAAAAAUUCUCGGAAUUCUAAAAGCUCAACAACACUUUCUAAGUGAGAAAACGCAAGCGGAACUAAAUGAAUUGAUCGAAAACGACCGAUACAUUCCGAAUGGUGGUGUUGUGCAUUCCAGUUUCUCGGAAACGGAAGUUUAGAUGUCUCAUAGGUGGCGCUGUGAUAGCAAAAUGGCGUCUGUAGCUUUUGUUUAUAUUCUCUUGCAACCAAAGAGAAAGUGCUAGCUUUAGUGAGGUUAUUCAAAUGCAUUUAUUGUAAAUAAGAGUGCAAUAUUGUAGAUAAACACCUAAACAAAAUCCCAUGUAGCAUCCUUCAGUUGACUGUCCCGAAAACGUGUUCGUUAAUCGUCAUGUACAAUGUGUAAAAGUCAACAUUUCAGAGAAAAACAGACAAUUACAUAACCUACUAUGUACUCGUCUUGGCCUACAGACGCUUGGUAACCGACAACAAACAGAGGUUAUCAGUAAGAAAACGCAGAGCAGAAUGAAUAGGUCCAGUGAGUUCAACACGUAUGGAUUGCGUUCUGAAGUUAGUCCCAAAGAAGUACACACACAAAAAUUCCCCGGAUGAAAUCCUCAAGCGCACACAUAAGCCGUUGCGUUUUAAAAGGAAUAUCCAUUUAAAAUCUUUAAUCGCUUGGAACUGAAAUACUACUAUAAAUCUUCUUUUUUUUUAACUUCUCUUAAAGAAAACUGAAAUGUUUAAAUGGUAGUAUCACUUAGGCAUAUGAUUCUGGAGUAAAUGGUUCGUGUGCACAGGGGAUUUUGUCCAACAUUCGGUCCCAUAGUGUGACGUAACAAUUUCGGUUAUCGUAUAAUUCUGUAUUUAUGCAAAACACAAGUGUCUGGUCAAAGACAUCAGAACAGAAAUAUGCAGGAGUGCACGUGCAAUUUAUGACAACUGUGUACAAAGUAUUCCAAAUGUAGAUUAUACAUGUAUUGUAAAGUAAAAUAUGCACAUAUUAACGCAUAUCAUGUAUACCGUAAUUUCCAGGGGUGCAGUCGUGUCGUAUGAACCAGAGGUGGCGAGAUAUACACAUUUUUGUCUCUUUCUCUUUUGAAAUUUGUAUGCUUUAACAGAUCGAUGAAUAAAUAAAAGGCUCCGGAGAACUAUUUUCUGUAACACUUGUACGAAAAAGAAACAGCAAAAUUCUGUACAAUUUCUUAUUCAAUUUAUGAAAAACAAUGGGAAAAUAUCAUGUUACAAACUAAUAUGAAAUUACAUCCUUGACAACUAAUUACAGUUGUUUCAAGUAUACACAUCUUAAGUGUAUAAUAAGUAUAUGUAUCCAUAACAAGAUAAAGAAAUGUUACAUUGCCAAAUUUGUAAUCACAUUUAAUGCAUCAAGAAUGUCUUUUUUUUUAAUUUAGUAUGAAAGUUAGGCUAGGUCCAGAAUUUUUCAAAAUCUAGAAAGUUAAUGUUCCUAUUCUUAUUACACUCUUUAUCAAAAAUAUAUGACGCGCCAUGAUGGACCCUUAAAAGCCUAUUCCACACAAUGUAUACGCACAGCUCCACCCCUGUUAACUUUAUAAAUUUUAGUUCAUUUUUCAGAGAACGACAUCGGAUAUUUUAUCUCAUUUUUGCAACGUCAUCAGUAAAAUAUCAUAACAAUAAACCCAAAGAAUGAUAUAAACUCAAAGACAUAAUUUUUAAUUUACACCAGAUCCAUUUUGUAAAUGGUUCAAAACUGGCUCCAUUUUAAGUAGUGUGUACAGACAUUCCGAUCCACCACAAAACAUUUAGAAUUUAUUUAUGGUAAGAAAUCAAAUAUUCAAAAAUAUAUUAUGGUCGAAACUGUUUGAAUGAAAUCCAUUUAACUUUUUUUUUGGUGCCAAAAGGUUGUAUUAUGUUUGAAUGUGUAUCUUUUACUAAAAACAUUUAAGAUAUUUUAUUGCUCUCUAUAGUCAUAAAAAUCAUUUCGAAGGUUUGGCUUCACAAUGUUGUACUUUCCAUGGCAAGUGUAUAAAUGUCAAAUGUUUUAAAGGUACACUAUGUUCAAUUUUUUGAAAUUGCAUUAUUAACGGACUUACCCUAUUUGGGACAAGAAAAGGAAAAUAAUCAAAUACGCUCCAGGGAGAUUCGAUAAAAAAUAAAAUCACGUAUAAAUUAUGCAGAGAAAAUCUCUUUACCAUUUUAUCCUGUUAGGCACGGCUUAAAUGUAAUGAACAAAGCUGAAUUUUGAACAAAGCUGAACUUUGAAGCGUUUAUUAAAACAAAUGUCAAUUUGAAUGAUUUUCUUUUAUGAUUUUAAUACUUUUUUCGUAUGUUUUGAAAGAUAAGAUGUUUUGCAUUUUAUAUGGAAAAUAGCCGACUUAAUUACGUGGCAGUUGUGUGAAUAAGAAAGCCGUUAACUGUUUUUCAGUAUUAUUCGUAAUUACUUUUAAACAUCUGGGAAUCACAAACCGUACCGACCCUUCAACAUUUUUGUCACAGCCUGUGUAACUAUGUGUCAUUUAACACGAUCUAGUGUUAUAUGUGAUAGAAACAUUACAAAACAACAUAAUUAUUAUUACGACAGUUCUAAUUUCAAACGUCAAAAGCAGCAAUAAAAAAUUGAAUAUAAUGAAAUAUACAUCUGCUGUAUAUGUCUGUGGUAAAAAAAAAUCUCAAAUUCAUACGAAUUUCCGCUUACUGACAGGGAACUAGCUAGUAUUUCCGUGUUGCGACAAAUGGGUCCUUAACAAAAAAAUUGAAUUACAUCAAAUAGUUCGAUAACAAGCGGCGAUUGUGGACACCUUUUUCAAUUUUAGAUAUGGUUUUCAGUAACUUGCUUUAUAACAAGUCAAUAAUUCAUAUAGAAUAUUUAGAUAAUAUCCGAGUAAGAAAUUUAUUAUUGUUCUCUCGUUGUUUAUAGCACAAAUCGCUGACAAAUAAACUACAUGUAUAAUCUUCAA